Messenger RNA from Planococcus citri (citrus mealybug), 2301 nucleotides. RefSeq lists its product as uncharacterized. The record is from RefSeq and is a predicted model, not a curated record. The transcript is spliced from 7 exons. NCBI's taxonomy places the organism in Eukaryota, Metazoa, Arthropoda, Insecta, Hemiptera, Pseudococcidae. The coding region runs from base 241 to 2073 and encodes 610 amino acids.
CAUAUCAAAACGAUUCGAAGUUAUGUACGCAAAAAGCUAAAAAAAAUAAAAAUGUUGCGUUCCCGCGUUUUGAAUUUUGCGUUAUCACUAAGUUAUCACAAAUGUUUUUUCUUGUUUUUUCCCCUGGUUUUCGCGAUAUUUCAUGCAAAAAAUAUGAUCGUAUUUUCGUUUAAUUAAUAGUUGUAAUUAUAAUUUACGGAAGAUGGUCAUUCACUAAGCUAAGAACAUUCAUCUGCCAAAAUGACCUCCAUUCAAAAAUUCCUCUCGUCCUGGCACAAGUUGAUUUCAGAUGGCCAAAUCGAAAUCGCUUAUGAGCAGCUGAAGUCGGAAAUCGCGGAACAGAAAUGGACCAUCGAUCAAGAAAACAAGAUGGCUAAUUAUUGCUUGGUUUGCACGAAUAUGAAAACUUAUGAAUUCUAUAAAAAGAAAGUAAAAGAUCAGUCAAUGGCACAGCAGAUAUUCCGAAUGACGGACUUUUGUUGCCGUAUCAUUGGAAAAACAUGGAAGUGUAAAGUUCCAGAUUUCAUAGGUUGUCUACGCGUCAUCUGUGAAUAUUUCCUAGCUUCGGAUAGUGUAUACGAAGCUCUAGUCAUUAGCCAAUAUAGAACGGAAUUUGUACACGUUCACAAUGAACGCGAAUCGUCAAAAGAUGAGAACACAAAAAUCACCGAUGAUAUGGUGUUAUUUUAUCUGCAUCAUUUGCAUAAAAUGCCGAUGAAUGACUUGGAAGUCAUACUUGAUAUAUGGAAAUUCGUAUUAUCACCUAAAGUAAUCGAGGUCACGAGUUCAAAUAUCUCGUCAAUUUUACUAUCGUUCGGGAAUUUUUGCAGUAGAGCAAAUUCAACCGAAGGUGUCAAAUCUAGUCUACUUAUCAUGUGGUAUCUGAGUGAAAUACCUUUGGCCAACUUCACCGAAAAAGAUAUCGACAUCUUUGUGUAUAUAUGUGAGAUUAUAAUUCGGCAUUUAAAAACGGAUCAGCUGAAGAAAAAUAUUUCAAAAUUGAUUUGUAAUAUUGAACAAAUGACAUUAUUGUACCGUUCCGGCGAACUUCCAGUCAUUUCGUUCUGCUGCGACAUUCUGCGGUUUUCUGUUUGCCGCUGUGAUUCUUCAAACCCUUCAAUUCUCGUCGAAAAUUGUUGCAAAGGAUUAGAUGCAGUACUGUCGGCCUCCUCGAUGUUAUGUUAUCGUGCCGCAAAUUUUGCUCGACUUGUGCUUGUUCAUGCUCAGAAUUAUUGGCUCAGUGGAGAAAAUUUCUUUUAUCGGAAAUUCUUGCCAAAUGUAUUUACAUUUUUCACCAAAUUAUCAGAAAUACUAAAACGUAUGGAAAUUAGCCAAAAUAAUACCAGCGAGAGAAAAUAUUGCGCUGUAUUAAGCUUAGCUAUUUUGAUCACUAAUCGAGUUCCUGAUUUAAGUAAAGAAGAACUGAUUAGUAUUUAUUUUCAUGUGAAAGAAAGCAUCAGUAUGUUAUUAGAAACUUACGACGAUGAUUGCGGAGUAGACAACGCUUACAAAACUCAGCUGUUCAAUAAUAUCGGUGUUCUUUCGUCCAACGUUGGUUGCUUGUACAUGAAAGCUAAGCUCUAUUCCGAAUGCGAAGAAGUUUCUUUAAUGGCCAUCGAAAAAAUUGCUGCUCUUUCGAAUGAUGUUGUGUUGAAUUGUUCCUUACAGUUAUACGUCGAGAAAUUGACCAUUUGCCUGUUUCGAUCGCAAAAAUAUGAAAGUGCGUUAAGAACAACAUGUACUUGGGCAGCAAAACUACCACAAUCUCGAACUACGUUCAUGAGUCGCUACGCUACUUUUAAAGCAACAAUUUUAUACGACGAGAAUCAAGAGAAAGAUACCUUGCUUCUGAAUAAAACGUGUUGGGAUCUGAUAGAAGAGGAACAACAGAAGAACUCAUCAACUUGGGAAAAAAUAAAUCUCACCGAUCGUGAUAUUAUGAUUCUUUUACACUUAGAACUUAAGUAUUUCCUCGCUCAUCAAAUUCAUUCGGUUGAUCGGUUGGAAAAUUACGAAAACGAGCUGUUUAUUUUCACGCAGUCCAGCGACUUCUUGAAUGAAUGCUACGAAUGAUUCCCUUCAUUUUUUCAUUUCAAAAAUCUGAUUUAAAUUUUGGAAUGAGUUAUAAUUUUUUGCAUUUUUACAAUAUUCAUUUCGAUUUUUAAAAAUUAAUUUCAAUUAUUUUCAAAAAUAUCACCACUGAGCUUUGCUUUCGAGACUCAGAUUCUAAUUCUAUGCAUAUCCUUUGUAAUUGGAACAGCUAUUCUCUUCGAUUACACCUUUUGUACCCAUACCAAACUA